AAUGAUACGUUAUUUAUGUGAAAGCAAUAGAAAAGCAUUGAAAAUGUGCUCAAAAAGUGUCAAACAAUGCAUUGAAAAGCAAUGUAUUUGUUAUACAUUUGAAACAAUAAUUGUUUGUUUGUUUUUGCCGGCAAUUGUCUCGCAAUCAAUUGAUCCGACUCUUGUCCGCCACAAACACAAUGUCUGUACCGCAGCGCAACUCGUCGACCACCGGUUGGCCAAAAGGUCAAACACCGACACAGUAUUCGGGAAAGUAUUUGACGUCAAACAGCAUUCUGUCGGUAACCGUCAACCGUACCAUCAAUUUGUAUCCGUUGACAAACUACACGUUCGGUACUAAGGAUGCCCUCUUCGAGAAGGACCCAUCAGUUCCGGCAAGAUUUCAGCGAAUGAGAGAUGAGUUUGAAAAGAUUGGCCAAAGAAGAAGUGUUGAGGGCGUCCUCUUAGUCCACGAACACAAACUGCCACACGUUCUGCUUCUUCAGUUGGGCACGACUUUCUUCAAACUUCCCGGCGGUGAACUCAAUGCCGGAGAAGACGAAUUGGAUGGACUUAAGAGACUAUUGAGCGAAACUUUGGGUCGUCAGGACGGUGUGGCACAGGAAUGGGACAUUGAAGACACAGUUGGCAACUGGUGGCGACCCAACUUUGAACCGCCACAAUACCCGUAUAUACCGCCGCAUAUAACUAAACCUAAAGAACAUAAACGACUAUUUCUGGUUCAGUUACCAGAGAAGGCACUGUUUGCGGUGCCCAAGAACUACAAACUGGUGGCCGCACCACUCUUUGAGCUCUACGAUAACGCUCAGGGAUACGGACCAAUCAUUUCGAGUUUACCACAAACUCUCAGUCGUUUUAAUUUCAUUUAUAUGUGAUGUGAUUGAUUGGCAACCAAUAACAAUAACAUUUCAAUCAUCAAUCAUUAGCCAUUAAUUUUACAUUUAAUAAAUUUAAUUGAUUGUCAAUAAAUUGUACUUUUUUGUUCAAAUGAUAUUUAUUAAUUUGUAAUUUAUAUAAAUUGUAUAAUUUAAUAUAUUUUA
This is a messenger RNA of Oppia nitens, 1040 nucleotides long. It is a transcript of the gene Cpsf5, whose product is annotated as cleavage and polyadenylation specificity factor subunit 5-like. Lineage: Eukaryota; Metazoa; Arthropoda; Arachnida; Sarcoptiformes; Oppiidae. The record is from RefSeq and is a predicted model, not a curated record. Gene Ontology annotation, cellular component: mRNA cleavage factor complex. Gene Ontology annotation, molecular function: mRNA binding. The transcript has 3 exons. The coding region runs from base 180 to 875 and encodes 231 amino acids.